Lucilia cuprina (Australian sheep blowfly) is the source of this 7481-nucleotide messenger RNA. It is a transcript of the gene Dcr-1, whose product is annotated as endoribonuclease Dcr-1. The record is from RefSeq and is a predicted model, not a curated record. The transcript has 9 exons. NCBI's taxonomy places the organism in Eukaryota, Metazoa, Arthropoda, Insecta, Diptera, Calliphoridae. The coding region runs from base 112 to 7293 and encodes 2393 amino acids. Gene Ontology annotation, molecular function: deoxyribonuclease I activity; protein binding; RNA binding. Gene Ontology annotation, biological process: pre-miRNA processing; siRNA processing; apoptotic DNA fragmentation. Gene Ontology annotation, cellular component: cytoplasm; RISC complex; nucleus.
UUCGACUGUCACAUUUUGCUGAUAAAAGUUUUUUUUUGCAAAAAUCAAACAGCCGCUGUGUUAAAAAACUUAGAAUUUCCUUCUCUAAUUUUAUUUAUUUAUAAGUCCACCAUGUCUUUUCAUUGGUGUGAUAACUUACAUACGGCUGUUUUUAGUCCUCGGGACUAUCAAGUCGAACUUUUAGCAGCAGCUUUUGAACGUAACACGAUGAUAUGUUUGGGUCAUAAGUCUUCCAAAGAAUUUAUCGCUCUCAAGUUGUUGCAAGAAGUAGGCCGUGUUAAAAGCACCCAAGAAACAAAAAUAAGUAUUUAUCUAAGUGUUAACAAUGCACCCGCCAUGUUCACCAUGUUGCUGCAUUUAACUGAUCUGAAAGUGUAUCAAGAAACUUCUGCGGCAUCAAGUAUUGAACUACCAAUGGAUUAUCAUGUUUAUAUUCUACAUCCUCAAACUUGUUUGGAAUUGUUGCAAGAAAAUAAAAUCAAAAUAGAAAAUAUAAAUCUAUUAGUAUUGGAAGACUGCCAUCAGGAUGUUGUUCAGCCAGAUAUUAUAGCAAUAUUUAAGAAUUUUUACAAACCCAAAGAAUUGAAGUACAUGCCAAAGGUAUUGGGUUUAGCCGGGCCUUUACAUAGUGCCGGUUGUGCAUUAGCAGAACUUUCAGCAAUGCUUAAUACUUUGGAAAGUACAGUACAAUGUAAAACGGAAACGGCAAGUGAUAUAGUUACAGUAUUAAGAUAUUGUGCCAAACCUUUUGAAUUCAUUGUCCAAUGUGCUCCUUAUAAACAAAGUGAAUUGUGUUUGUUACUUCAAGACAUUCUAUUAACUCGUAAGGCAUUUCUUACGGACCAUCGUUACGAUCCCUUUGAAAUUUAUAGCACCGAUGAAUUCCUAGAAGAACUUAAAGACAUUCCAGAUCCUAAAAAGGAACCACUAGAGUUUUUAGAUAUAAUGUUGCAAGUUUUAUUGGAAAUGGGUCCGUGGUCCGCCGACAGAGUGGCUUUUAAUAUGUAUCAACGCAUAGAGAAACAAAAGAUAAAAACUCCGCACGAGCGACACUAUAUUCUACUAUGUCUAGUGAAUACAGCACUUUUAGAAGUGCACGCAAUAUGUGAGCAAAAUUUUCGAAAAUUUAAGAAUAAUCAUAAAGAGUGCGUUGAGAAUUAUUCCAGUCCAAAGGUAUUAAGACUCUUGGAAGUUUUACGACUAUUUAAGCCGGAUGAAAAUACAAGUAAAAAUGAUACAAUGAAACGCAUAAGUUUAGAAUUGGAUACAAUGGAUUUUCAAAAACUUACUCGCAUUCUCGAAACCAAGUGUCAUUCGGUUGAACAGGCCGUUGAGAAACAACAGCUAGAAUCUCGAUCUAUUGUUGAGAAUCUUGAUUCGAUUGUUAAACCUGAAUUUCAAACGAAAAGUAUAAAUGAAAAAUUAAAUUCUGGUACAGAAGUUGAAAGUAAAACUGUAAGCAAUAAUAUAAAGACUGAUGAUUCUACAAUUUUAAAUAAUGUCCAACCGAUAACAAAUCGUCGCCAUUCCUCUAGUCAUAAUCAUAAUCGGCCCAAAAGACGCCCAUUUCGACGCCAUCAUCGUGAUCAACACGAUGCCGCGGACACGUUGUGUUCUAUAAUAUUUUGUAAUUCAAACUACUCAGCUCGUGUACUAUUUGAAUUGCUGGCCGAAAUGAGUAGACACGAUCCCGAUUUAAAGUUUAUUAAAUGUCAAUUCACCACAGACCGAGUAGCCGACCCAGUAACAGAGCCAAAAGAAGCUGAAGCGGAGCAUCGUCGACAAGAAGAAGUUCUGAAACGCUUUCGCAUGCACGAUUGUAACGUUUUAAUUGGUACUUCUGUUCUAGAAGAGGGAAUAGAUGUCCCUAAAUGUAAUUUGGUAGUUAGAUGGGAUCCACCCACUACAUAUCGUAGUUAUGUUCAAUGUAAGGGAAGGGCUAGAGCGGUACCAGCUUAUCACGUAGUAUUAGUUGCAUCUGACUGGAAAGACUUAAUAAAUUUGGCGGCCACAAAUGAACAAAUCAAAGAUAGUAGCCAUCGUUUAGUAUGUAGUUUAGAAGAGGAUGAAGACAACUCCAUAACAGAUUCAGAUAAUUCGGAAAAAGGAGAUGAAGACGACGACAGUAAAGAAGAAGAGAACAAUCAAAUUAAUGGUAUUUGUACGAAACAAAAGUUUAUAUAUGGUUCCAGCAAAGGCACAAUCAAAAUAUUAAAUCCAGAAGUGAUAACUAACAAACAUCCCUCAAAGCCUUCUACAACUAAUAGCGAUUUAAUUUUGAAAGAAAUCAAAGAAGAAACUUUAGCUUUAGAAGAUAUAUCGAAAAACGAUCUGGUAAAUAAUGAUGUCGAGAUUAAACAUGAGAACAGCUCCAACAAAACAGUAUUGAAUGAAGGCGAAAAAAACACUUUAAUUGAUUCCAUUAGUUUAAAUCAAAGCUUUAAUUCCGAUAAAUCUGUGAUACAAUCAUACAAUAUUGAUAAAGAUAUUAAUGUAGAUGAAAGAAAUAGUAGCGGUGAUAGUAACAUAAACGAAUCUCUUUGCGAUAAACAUAAUCUAGAUUCUAAAAACGAAACUUCUAGCUCAUCAAUAAUAAAUGAUGAUUAUAAAGUUUUUGAUAUUGAUGAUGCUCUGAAAAACUUGGAAAAUAUGGGCAAACAUAUGCAUGAAGAAGCAUCAAAAGCUAUACCAAAAGUAAGGGAAAAGAAAAAGUUUUUCUGUAUGCUCCACGAAUUAAAUAUUGAAGAUAAUAGUCAAUAUAUGGCCGAAAUCAAGCAGUUUGAAAAUAUGGACAAUACAACAAAUACAAUUGUACAGCAAAUGGCAGAAUAUAGGGAAAUUGAAAAGAUGCUUCUACAAAAAUGCGCCAAUGUCGAACCUCCUGAAAAUGAACACAGGCAAGCUGAUAUUUUUAACAAUUGUAUUAAACCGUAUAAACCUUUAGCUCGUCUACUGACGGGAGCUUCGGUUGAUUUAAGUAAUUCCAUAGCAUUGGUAAAUAAAUACUGUGCUAAAUUGCCAAGUGAUACCUUUACUAAACUGACGCCACUGUGGCGUUGUGCCCACACCAAGCGUAAUAACAUAACAAUGUACCAGUACACCAUACGAUUGCCAAUUAAUUCACCUUUAAAGUAUGACAUUGUUGGUUUACCAAUGCCUACACAUAUAUUGGCGCGAAGAAUCGCUGCGUUACAGGCCUGCAUAGAGUUGCAUAAAUCUGGAGAAUUAGAUGACAACUUACAGCCAAUAGGUAAGGAAGGGUUCAGAGCGAUUGAGUCAGAUUGGGAAAAUUUUGAAUUAGAAGAACAAGAUGAAAAAAUUGUAAUGGAAAAUUCUGAACCGAGGCCGGGUACUACAAAGCGAAGACAAUACUAUUACAAAAGGAUUGCUUCAGAGUUUUGCGAUUGUCGACCUAUUGCUGGCGUACCAUGUUACUUGUAUUUAUUGGAUCUUACUCUACAAUGUCCUAUACCGGAGGAACAAAAUACCAGAGGCCGCAAAAUAUAUCCGCCAGAAGAUGCUCUGCAAGGUUUCGGCAUAUUAACUCUAAAGAAAAUACCAAAAGUUAGUUCAUUUCCCAUAUUUACACGUUCAGGGGAAGUUAAGGUUUCUUUGGUUUUACAUCCUAAACGUGUGAUAUUAACGGAGAAGCAAAUUUCAUGCAUAAACACAUUUAUCAACUAUACAUUCACAAAAGUAUUGCGUUUGAAAAAGUUUUUAAUGCUUUUCGAUCCAGAGUCGACCGAAAACUGUGUAUUCAUAGUGCCCACGGUCAAAACAACAGAUGAUGACAAGACUAUCGAUUGGCAAUUUUUAGAGCUUAUAGAACAGAACGCCAAUAUGAUGCCUACUCCAGUGCCCGAAGAAGAACGUCAUGCCAAAGAAUUCUCUGCGGAUAAAUUUAACGAUGCCGUUGUAAUGCCCUGGUAUCGUAAUCAAGAUCAACCUCACUAUUUCUAUGUGGCCGAAAUAUGUCAACAAUUGUCUCCUUUAAGCAUGUUUCCCAGCAAGAAAUAUCGCACAUUUAUGCAUUAUUAUUAUCUAAAAUACGGGUUGAAAAUUCAUCCAAAACAACCAUUGUUAGAUGUAGACCACACUAGUGCUAGAUUAAAUUUCCUAACACCACGAUAUGUCAAUCGUAAGGGUGUUGCUUUACCAACAAGUACUGAGGCAACUAAACGAGCUAAGCGUGAAAAUUUGGAGUUAAAGCAAAUUCUUGUGCCAGAACUGUGUACUGUGCAUCCAUUUCCAGCAUCAUUGUGGCGCACGGCAGUUUGCCUACCGUGCAUUCUUUAUAGAAUAAACGGUCUACUUUUAGCUGAUGAUAUACGCAAAAAAGUCGUAAGAGAUAUGGGUUUAGGAAAAAUUGAAUUGGAUGAAGAUAAAGAAUGGCCGAUGUUGGAUUUUGGAUGGAGCUUAAGUGAUGUUUUGAAGAAAACAAAGGCCAAUAAACUUAAAAAUUCUGAUGAUGAUAAUGACAAUGGCGAGAAACCAUCAAACGGAGAAAAUUUUGAACAAAAAGAUAAUGAUGUUGAAAAUCUUGAGGAUUUAUUAAAAUCGGACAAAUUGGAUAAGACAUCAAUGGAUGAAGAGUGCAAUGCAGACGAAGAAGCUGCUGGUUUUGUCGAAAUAGGUACAUGGUCAAAUGAAAUGGCUAAUAAUUUAGAUUAUCGAUGUUACACCUCCGAUACGGAUGAUGAGGACUAUGAUGAAGUCUUGGAUGAUUUAAUUCCAGUGUCCUAUAAAAUUAGUGAAAAGGCAGCAAGGGCCACAUCCCCUACAUUUACCGACAUACAGUUGGAUGAAAAAGAAGAUUUGCCUCAAAAAAAACCUAAAGCAAAAAAACAAGAACCUGUUUUUGCAUACUAUGAUUCUGAUAUAUCAUACGCCGAAUCAAGUUUCGACAGUGAUGUUGAAAUGAUAGACAACACUGAGUCUACCGAUGAAGAUGACAUAAUUAUAACUUCAAAGAAUGAAGCUGAAACAAUAGAAACCGAACAGGAUAUAGAAAAAUUAAAUAAACAACUUUCGAUCAUACAAGCUACAAAGGCCAAUGAUCGAGAUUAUCAGGAAACCAAAAAUCUUCAAGUUGGUUAUAAUUUUAAGGACAUUAAACAUGAAAUUUCGGAAAACUUAAAACAAUCUAUUGAACAAUUUAAAAAAUCAACACAGCAAUUAAUUUAUGAUAUACGAAAUUCGGGUAUGUUGGUUGAGUAUGAUCGCAACAUAAAACUACCAGCGAAAACUAAAGAAUCCAGUAAAGAUAAAAGCGCAUUGGAAUUGUGUUUGGAUACUUAUAAGCAAUUUAUACCUUACGCAAGCAAUGAGGAAUUAAUGAUCUUGCUAGAAAACGGUCAAGCAACUAAUAAAGCCUUAUCUCUUGAUGCGUUGCUCUCUUUUAAUUUGAAGUGGUUAAGCCAACAUCACGAAGAGUUGUAUACAAUUGAUGGGUGUGGAGAUUUAUUCGAUAAUUUCAAUGACUCUCGAGAAAUUAUUUUGUCCGAGACAGGAAAUAAACUAAUACGUAUUGACUUCGAAAGCCAAGGGAAGGAAUAUAAAAAAGAAAAUGACUUGAAAGAUUUCUCAAAUGAAUAUAGCAAAAAUUUAAAACAUUUUCCUGUAGAGAAUUUUAGUUUUGAUUAUCAACCUGAUUUGUCUACACAUCCAGGACCUAGCCCCAGUAUUAUACUACAAGCCCUGACCAUGUCAAAUGCAAAUGAUGGUAUAAACUUGGAAAGACUGGAAACCAUAGGUGACUCCUUCCUGAAAUAUGCUAUUACCACGUACUUGUAUAUUACAUAUGAAAAUGUGCACGAGGGAAAAUUAAGUCAUUUGCGUUCAAAACAAGUUGCCAACUUAAAUCUGUAUCGCUUGGGCAGGCGAAAACUUUUGGGUGAAUAUAUGAUUGCAACGAAAUUUGAGCCAAGCGACAAUUGGCUGCCGCCUUGUUAUUAUGUACCCAAAGAAUUAGAAAAGGCAUUAAUAGAAGCCAAAAUACCUCCACACUAUUGGAGUUUAGUUGAUUUAGUCAACAUUAAAAAGCUUACCAAUGCUGAAAUUUGUGAAUUGGUUCGUAAAAAGGCGGAUGAAUGGGGUUGCAAUUUUUCGGAUCAGGAUGAUAUAGGAGAAGGAAACGGUGGUAAUACAACAACAGCGAACCACGAUUGGGAUGAUCCAAAUUUUGUUCCUUUAGAGUUUUCUUGUUUUAUACCAUAUAAUCUAGUAUCACAGCAUAGUAUACCAGAUAAAUCUGUUGCCGAUUGCGUUGAGGCUUUAAUAGGAGCAUAUCUUAUUGAGUGUGGUCUAAGAGGAGCAUUACUUUUUAUGGCUUGGUUAGGCAUUCGUGUAAUACCAUACGAACGUGUGCCGUUUGAUUCAGAAAAAGUAAGACAGCCCGGUACUACUUUACCUGACAACGAAGGAAUGAUAACCGUUUAUGGUUCAUGGACUCCUCCAAAAUCUCCACUGUUACACUAUAUACCAAAUGCAGAAAAAGCGCUGGACGCUUUACUGGAGGGAUAUGAUGAAUUUGAAAAAAAUUUAGGUUAUAAAUUUCGUGACAGGUCAUAUUUAUUACAAGCCAUGACCCAUGCUUCUUAUACACCAAAUAGAUUGACAGACUGUUAUCAACGUCUCGAAUUUUUGGGGGACGCUGUACUGGAUUAUUUGAUAACGCGUCAUUUAUAUGAAGAUCCUAGACAACAUUCUCCGGGAGCCUUAACCGAUUUACGCUCAGCAUUAGUCAAUAAUACCAUAUUUGCCUCAUUAGCAGUUAGACAUGGCUUUCACAAAUAUUUCAGACAUUUGUCUCCUGGUCUCAAUGAAGUUAUUGACCGUUUUGUGCGUAUCCAAACUGAAAAUGGUCAUAGUAUAAGCGAAGAGUACUAUUUGCUGUCCGAAGAGGAAUGUGAUGAUGCUGAAGAUGUUGAGGUUCCAAAAGCGUUGGGCGAUGUCUUUGAAUCCGUAGCAGGUGCCAUAUUCUUAGAUUCGAAUAUGUCCCUAGAUGCUGUAUGGCUAGUUUACUACAAUAUGAUGCGUCCUGAGAUAGAACAAUUUAGCAAUUCUGUGCCAAAAUCUCCCAUACGAGAAUUGCUAGAAUUAGAGCCUGAAACUGCAAAAUUCGGUAAACCUGAAAAGCUGGCUGACGGACGUCGUGUUCGCGUUACUGUUGAAGUUUUUUGCAAGGGUACUUAUAGAGGAAUUGGUAGGAACUAUCGAAUAGCUAAAUGUACUGCUGCAAAAUGUGCUUUACGUCAAUUAAAGAAAAAGGGUUUAAUAGAAAAACGAGUAUAAUCGAAUUCAUAAGUCCCAAUUUUCGUUUUUAAUAUUACCCUCUUAUCUAUUUAUUAAGUCUUAAUGUCGUUUAGUAGAUAGUUUGUAAUUAUAAAUAUACAUGUCAUUGUGUGUUAAUGCCGCAAAAAAAAUUUCAAAUAAUACCAUCAUUAUGUUUUAGUGAUAUUUUUUAAAAUUCUUUUAACAAA